AUGUUGUCAUUUAAAAAGCAAUUCAUACCUAUUUUUAGGAAAUCAAUUCCUAAUCAAGCCAAAGUCACAGUUGCUUCAUAUACCACAAUAUGUAAAAACAUAACUAAAUCAUCAACAAUUACCACCCCCAAAAUUUUAACAACUAAACCAAUCUCAUCUUUCUCAUCAUCAAUUAAAUUUUCCUCAAAUAUAUCAAAAAGAUCAUAUAGUGUAUUAACCGAAUCACCAGAAGCUAAAAUUUAUAAAUAUGAUGAUAUUAAAAAAAUCGCAUCAAAUCCAGAAAAAUUUCCAGAAUCAGUAUUAAUUGAUGUAAGAGAACCAGUAGAAUAUAGUGAUGGUCAUAUUCCAGGAGCAAUAAAUAUUCCUUUCAAAAGUUCACCAGGAGCAUUAGAUUUAAAUGAAGAUGAUUUUCAAGAAAAUUUUGGAUUUAAUAAACCAAGUGAAGAUAAAGAAUUAGUAUUUUAUUGUUUAGGUGGUGUUAGAUCAACUGCUGCUGAAGAAUUAGCUUCUACUUUUGGUUAUAAAAAAAGAGGUAAUUAUUUAGGUAGUUAUGAAGAUUGGCAAUCUCAUGAAAAUAAAAUUAAGAAAUAA
This is a messenger RNA of Lodderomyces pseudojiufengensis, 591 nucleotides long. RefSeq names its product thiosulfate sulfurtransferase. The record is from RefSeq and is a predicted model, not a curated record. NCBI's taxonomy places the organism in Eukaryota, Fungi, Ascomycota, Pichiomycetes, Serinales, Debaryomycetaceae. Gene Ontology annotation, cellular component: mitochondrion. The transcript has a single exon. The coding region runs from base 1 to 591 and encodes 196 amino acids. Gene Ontology annotation, molecular function: thiosulfate-cyanide sulfurtransferase activity.